UCCCUCCGACCGCCAUGCUUCCCGAGUUGCAAAGGACGCUGAAUGCCGUCAAGCCUGCCAUUCGACGAUAUCGUCCCGCCUCCAGUAGGCCAGCAACCGUAGCUCCUCCCCUCAACCAUACCUGGCUGUCUCCGCACUGUACACGGACAUUUGCGUCCAAGUCUCACGAGAACAAAGGGCAGGAGACUGAGGACUUCCUCUCCCCCAAGCACUCAACAUGGGAUUCCGUCUUCGCUGACCUUCCUCAAAUGUCGCGACCAAACCCCCUCGGUCGUCACCCUCGUCCGGGCCAGCGUCCCCGUCGCCGACAAGCGAUGACCGCACGCGAGAUCAGUGCCUUCGACGAGAUGUUCGACAUGAUCUUUGACGCCGUCUCCGAGAAGCAGCACAAGACGGACGCGACGGAGGUCGCCAUUGGCAGGCGCGGUGCUGACGAGAUCUUCGGGAAGUUGCGGCUCGACUCCAAGAAGCUUAAGUUCACGAACGAGUCCUCGGAGGACCUCGACCGCAAGCUGGAGGCGAUGGAGUUGUGCGACACCGACCAGCAGCUCCUUGAGUGGGCCAUGCGCGAGGUCUUCGGCGAGUCGGAGCGCUUGGAGGCGGAGUCGAGGAAGGCUAUCGAUGACGGUGGCGACUCUCAAGUUCCCGCCCGCAACGACCUCCCCAUGCUCCAGUCUCCCGCCUACCCCCACCUCGUCGCGCGCCUCAUGCGCAACUUCCGCGAGAAGUACGCCGACCCGCACCUCGCGCUAUCUAUCUUCGACUACGCGAAGAAUCUCUCCAUGGCCUCCUACGUCUUUGGCUGCGGCACCCUCGCAUACAACGAGCUCCUCGAGACGCGGUGGAAGUGCUUCCGCGAUCUCCGCGGCGUCGUGGAGGCGAUGGAGGAGAUGAAGGUCAACGGCGUCGUCCCGAACUCGCAGACGCGGCAAAUCGUCGAGCGGAUACGGGCGGAGGUCGGCAGUCGGUCUCUCUUCUUGGACGACGAUGUCCCGGCCGCGGAGAUUGCGGGCAUCCUGCACAGGAUAGAAAAGCUGGCGAGCUAUGGCGCGAAGGACUGGAAAGGGAAGGCGGACCAUCUCGGUGGUGACGAGGGCUUUGGAGACUGGGAAAAUGUGCAGAAGGAUAGGGUAUGACGCCGGUGCGCCAUAUCACGUAGUACUAUACGCCGCUUGUUAAUGAUACUAGGAGUAGACUUGCCCAUAAUCGACGCCACAUACUCACAGA
This is a messenger RNA of Schizophyllum commune H4-8, 1227 nucleotides long. RefSeq lists its product as uncharacterized. Gene Ontology annotation, cellular component: mitochondrion. The transcript has 3 exons. Bases 15 to 1136 code for a protein of 373 amino acids. NCBI's taxonomy places the organism in Eukaryota, Fungi, Basidiomycota, Agaricomycetes, Agaricales, Schizophyllaceae. The record is from RefSeq and is a predicted model, not a curated record.